Pistacia vera is the source of this 3310-nucleotide messenger RNA. RefSeq names its product pentatricopeptide repeat-containing protein At2g13600-like. Gene Ontology annotation, biological process: RNA modification. Bases 189 to 2354 code for a protein of 721 amino acids. The transcript is spliced from 4 exons. The record is from RefSeq and is a predicted model, not a curated record. Gene Ontology annotation, molecular function: RNA binding; protein binding. Lineage: Eukaryota; Viridiplantae; Streptophyta; Magnoliopsida; Sapindales; Anacardiaceae.
ACUUUGAAUGGCGGGGCAGCUAAAUUUUCUUCAAAACAGGGCCAGCAAUAAGCUUGUUCAAAGCAUGAUGUUCCAGUUUAAAAAACCAUAUCCUUACUCUUUCUGUAAUUUGUAGACAGUUACAGCAUAUAAACACCUUUCCACACUGAGGAGCUUACCUGUAAUUAAUUUUCUUUCUUCGAUUCAAAAUGUUGUCGAAAUCGUGUUUCCCGGGAAAAUGGAAGCACAAACGUUGGAAAACCUCGAAACUGUACUCUACGAAAGAUCAAACACAGCAAAUGCAAAACACCCACAUAGUCUCCGCAAACAUUGCCAUAACUCAACGUGCGAAAGUUGGCCAGUUAGAUAUUGCUCGUAAUCUGUUCGAUCAAAUGUCGACUCGAACAGUCGUGUCAUGGAAUACCAUGAUUUCUGGUUACUCAAAGUGGGAAAAUUUUAACGAAUCUCUUGGUUUAGUUUCAACAAUGCAUCGUAGCAAUUUCAAGCUCAAUGAAACAACUUUUUCUACUACUUUAAGUGUGUGCGCGCAAUUGAAGUCUUUGAUUAAUGGGAAACAGAUUCAUUGUCUUGUUUUGAAAUGUGGGUAUGAGAAGUUUGAGUUCGUAGGUAGUUCUUUGUUGUAUUUUUAUGCAAAGUGCUUGGAAAUAGAGGAAGCUAAGCGGGUUUUUCUCGAGUUGCGCGAUGAUAGUGAGUUGUUGUGGACUUUGAUGCUUGUGGGUUAUGUGCAAUGCAACUUGAUGAGUGAGGCUCUGGAUGUAUUUAUGAAUAUGAAAAGAAGAGGUGUUGUGGCGUGGACUAAGCUGAUUUCGGGUUAUGCGAAGAGUGAAGAUGGUUGUGAGAAGGCUUUGGAGUUGUUUUCGUGGAUGAGAGAGAGUGGUGAGGCGAUGCCUAAUGAAUAUACUUUUCAUACUGCUAUAAGGGCUUGUGGCAGACUAGGUGUUUUGCGUGAAGGCAGGGUUGUUCAUGGGACUUUGAUAAAGUAUGGUUUUGAAUUUGAUCACUCGAUUGGAUGUGCCCUGAUUGAAUUUUAUUGUGUUUGUGAAGCUGCUAAUGAUGCUAAGCGAGUUUAUGAUAGAAUAGUAAAUCCAUGUUUGAGCUCUUCAAAUUCACUUAUUAAUGGGCUUAUAUUGAUGGGUAGGAUUGACGAAGCAGAACUGAUAUUUAACAGACUGACAGAAGCUAAUUCUGUUUCAUAUAAUUUGAUGAUAAAAGGUUAUGCGGCCAUGGGUCGAGUUUUGGAUUCAGAAAGAUUGUUUGGGAAAAUGCCUCACAGAACUAUAAUAUCUACGAAUACUAUGAUUAGUGUGUAUUCAAGGAAUGAUGAAAUUAAGAAAGCUGUGGAACUUUUUGAAGAAACUAAGGGGGAAAGAAAUCCAGUGACUUGGAAUUCUAUGAUGUCUGGUUAUAUUCAAAAUGAUCUGCAUGAAGAAGCUUUGCAACUAUAUGUGACAUUGUGCAGAUUAGGAAUAGACCGUACUAGAUCGACAUUCUCUGUCUUGUUUCAUGCAUGCUCAUGCCUUGGAUCUCUGCAGCAAGGAAAAUUACUCCAUGCACACUUGGUUAAAACACCAUUUGACUCCAAUGUUUAUGUGGGAACAUCCCUCAUUGACAUGUAUUCCAAAUGUGGGAGCCUCACGGAAGCUCGAGCAUCAUUUAGCAGCAUCUCUGCACCCAAUGUGGCAGCAUGGACAGCUCUUAUUAAUGGAUAUGCACAUCAUGGCCAUGGCUCCGAGGCAGUCUUACUCUUUUUGUGCAUGCUAGAGCAAGAAGUAGUACCAAAUGCUGCUACUUUUGUUGGGGUUCUGUCUGCUUGUGGUCGUGCUGGUUUAGUCAAUGAAGGGAUGAAAGUUUUCCACUCAAUGGAAAGAUGUCACAGAGUGAUCCCUACAUUAGAACAUUAUGCAUGUAUGGUCGAUCUUCUUGGUAGGUCAGGCCAUCUACAAGAAGCUGAGAAGUUCAUCAAAGAGAUGCCAAUUGAAGCAGAUUGGGUUGUCUGGGGAGCUUUGCUUAGUGCUUGUUGGUUCUGGAUGAACCUGGAAGUGGGUGAGAGGGUGGCUGAGAACAUUUUUAGUUUGGAUCCCAAGCCAAUAUCUGCUUAUGUUAUUAUGUCCAACAUAUAUGCAAUAUCGGGGAAGUGGGGAGAAAAGAUGCUCAUGAGAAAAAGAUUGACAAGUUUGGAAGUGAAAAAGGAUCCCGCUUGUAGUUGGAUUGAGCUGAGCAACAGAGUUUACGUGUUCUCUGUUGAAGACAGAAAUGACCCAAAUUGUGAUUUGAUAUAUGCUACUUUGGAGCAUCUAACAACAAAUCUUAACUCAACUGUCCAUAAUCUUAAUUCCAUUGUCCAAUAUGAUUGAUAUUCGAUGUCAAUACAGAGUCUAGCUAUUAUAACCUACCAUUGACCAAAUUUUUUGUAGCUGUAUCAUCCAAAGUUGAAAUUUUGGUGCCAAUAUUAUUUAUGUGGUUCCUAUUUUUUCUAAAGCAAAUGAUUGAUAUCCAUCUUCCUUUAUAUAUUUUUUGUGACCUCUUGUUCUAUAAUCCUUACGUUUUAUGUGGCACUGUUGUCUCUUCUUACUCUUUCGUAAUUUAAGAUGCACUUGAUGGAUGGCGCGUUUGGUCUUCUACAUCAAAACACCACAGUUUCUUGAAACUGAGUGACUUUAUGCUUUGGUUCGGAGCACAGUUCUUACAAAAUUCCUGUAUAGACCAAAGUGGUUUCAACACUUUCAGUAGUUUUUCUCUAUUUAGAAAUGAUAAUGAUGCAGAUUAAAUGUUGUUCUGGGAAAAAGAUACCAUAAAUAUGACUAUUAUUUGAAAAGGUGGUUGUUGCGCAUAAUGGAUGGUGACGGGUGAUUAAUUGUGGACAAUUUCAUGCUGUUAUCUCGCAACUUGUUGUAAAAAGACGUGAGCUGGUGACUUUGAAGAAUACUACCAUGAACCAAUAAUGAGAAAAGGUAACUCACCACAACCACCAGUGGAGAACCAUACAUUGCCACAGAGGCCACCAGUGCAACACUGCCCACAAACACCUUGCGAUGAUGGUGGUCAUGGAAUAGAAAGCCUGAUAUAAUUGCAGUGAUGCUGAACACUAGGAUAACAGGUAUCAACGUAGCAGCAACCUUCAUCUGUAGAUUCAUUAUAUUUAAUUUAUGAUACUCUUUCCCAAACUAUGUGUAUGAAAAUGCAUGCAGGCAAGAAUACACACUGUCUCAUGUUUUUCCUCACUUCCACUGAAUAUAAAUAACAUUUCUGCAAAUGAUACAAAAAUGGCAUGCAUGGAAACAAAAUUGUACAUUUUCAGCAUGCACCAGUU